AGCACAGGCCGCAGUGAUUUGGUAGCCGCUGCAGUAGGAGGAAGGACCGCGGUUCUACCCCUUCUAUCUUUCAGUUUCACCUCGAAAUUACAUCGGUUGUUCCUCCUGGUAGCGAUCAGUAAAUCGAGCGCACAGCAACGGCGUCCUAUGAUAAUUAAGUCGUAGCAUUACCAACGGACAGUGACAUCAAUCGCCAUUUUAAUUGCACGUUUUCCCUGACAGAACCGCUAGCACAACAAUGGCUCUGAAAAGAAUUCACAAGGAGUUGAAUGACUUGGCACGGGACCCACCAGCCCAGUGUUCUGCAGGACCAGUAGGAGAUGACAUGUUUCACUGGCAAGCCACAAUAAUGGGACCUAAUGACAGUCCUUACCAGAGCGGGGUUUUCUUCUUGACCAUACACUUCCCCACAGACUACCCCUUCAAACCGCCAAAGGUUGCAUUUACCACAAGAAUCUACCACCCAAAUAUCAACAGCAACGGCAGCAUUUGUCUUGACAUUCUGCGAUCACAGUGGUCUCCAGCUCUCACCAUCUCCAAAGUCCUCCUGUCCAUCUGCUCUCUGCUGUGCGAUCCAAACCCGGAUGAUCCCUUAGUACCCGAGAUCGCCCGCAUCUACAAGACGGACAGGGAAAAGUACAACAAAAUAGCUCGGGAAUGGACACAAAAGUAUGCAAUGUAGUGUUGGGGUAGAAUUAUGGCCAACCACCUCUACGACAUAAGGUUAGGGGAGCUUCAGACGUAAAGAGAAAACAAACAAAAAACCGUUCAAACAAAUGAAAAGUUUAAAACAAGAUCUUGUUGGUUUCCAUUGGAGUGCUUUCUUUGAGCCACGCCUCCCCUUCACCAGAGUACCUGUAAAAACUCCCUCUGCCCCACCUCUCUCUCUCUCUCUCUCUCUCUCUCUCUCUCUCUCUCUCUCUCUCUCUCUCUCUCUCUCUCUCUCUCCUUUUCCUCUCUCUGUUUGACUCUGUCUCCCCCACCUUCCCCCCCCGCCUCUCAGCUCACCUGCCCCCACCCUCCAGUGUACAUAUUGUCAACUUGCAAUGGUAACACCCACCUCUCCCUCCUCCUUUUUCACCUCCCUCCCUCCCUCUCUCGUGACCUCUGACCCUAUCUCCUGACUUCUGUAUUCCGUUACAUUCUGUGACCAUGCAGGUUGGACUGUCAUGCGCCUCCCCCCCCUUUUACCUACACACGCCUGCAUCCUCACCCACCUUCCCCAGACGUUAAUCACUAAAAGCAUUCCUUUGAGCAUCAGUAAAACUUUGAGGGGACCUUUUUUUUUUUUUUCCUUUUAUUUCCCUAUUUUUUUAAGGGGGGUGGGAGACAAUAAGAUGGAGGGAUUUUUACACUCUGCACCCUUUCUUGUUUUGUUCUUAUAAUUCCCAUCUGUAGAGGUGACAAUUCAAGAAAGUAGUGUUCGCACGUGAGUCGAAGGGCACUCUGUAUUUUAUACAAAAAAAUACGUCAAAUAAAUCAUUGCAGGCUAUGUAAAAUGGAAAAAAACUGCACAUUGCCUAUUUUGGUCUUCUGUUGGAUUCUAUGAAAGGACUUGAAUUUACCCCCAUAUCCUCUUGCUCCUGACCCCCCCCCCCUUUUCCCUACCACCCCACCUUACCCAAGUUGACCCCUUUGUACACACACACACACACACACAGACACACAUGCACGCACAACUGUAACCCCAUGUCACCCCCACCACUACCACCAACUUUUCUUUAUUCACAAUAUGGAGGUUCUGGACCAGGUAUUUAAGCAAUUUAUUUUUCUUAGUUUAACCUGUGUUUUUAUUCCCCCCCCAUAACUCUUUAGGUUGUAUUUUUCUUUUCUUUUUGUUUUCUUUUUUUGUUUUUUGCUAUUGUUAAAUUAGAGGCUAACAUCUUAAAUGGCUAUGGGACUGGCUUGGGCUCUGGGUGCGAGGAGAACCCACUCUUCUUGCACAAAACCUCUGUAUAUUGAAUUACCUGAGAGGCUCGUUGAGCUUUGUGUGUUGAUUAAACUGUGUAAUAAAAA
Molecule: messenger RNA, 2016 nt
Organism: Dicentrarchus labrax (European seabass)
Lineage: Eukaryota; Metazoa; Chordata; Actinopteri; Moronidae
Gene: ube2d2
Product: ubiquitin-conjugating enzyme E2D 2 (UBC4/5 homolog, yeast)
Exons: 7
Coding region: 239-682 (147 amino acids)
Biological process (GO): protein polyubiquitination; ubiquitin-dependent protein catabolic process
Cellular component (GO): nucleus
Molecular function (GO): ubiquitin conjugating enzyme activity
Source: RefSeq, a predicted model, not a curated record